AUGGCAUCCGGUCACAAGCGUCAGAUCUCCAAGGCCAAUGGUCAAGAAAUCAACGUCGAUGUUCUUGUCAUUGGCGCCGGUCCUACCGGUCUUGGUGCUGCAAAGCGUCUCAACCAGAUCAAUGGCCCAGAGUGGCUCAUAGUCGACUCGAACGAGGUCCCAGGUGGUCUCGCUUCUACAGAUGUCACCCCAGAAGGCUUUCUCUACGAUGUCGGUGGCCACGUUAUCUUCUCCCACUACAAAUACUUCGACGACUGCAUUGACGAGGCCCUCCCCAACGACUCUGACUGGUACUCCCACCAGCGUAUCUCCUACGUCCGCUACAAGAACACAUGGGUCGAGUACCCAUUCCAGAACAACCUUUCGAGGCUGCCGAAGGAGGACCAGGUCGUUUGCUUGGAGGGUAUGAUCGAUGCCGCUCUCGAGGCAAGAGUCGCCAAGGACAAGCCACAAAACUUCGACGAGUGGAUCAUGAGACAGAUGGGUCAGGGUAUCGCGGAUGCAUUCAUGAGGCCAUACAACUACAAGGUUUGGGCUGUGCCAACCACAAAGAUGCAAUGCGCAUGGCUCGGGGAGCGUGUCGCAGCACCAGAUCUCAAGCGCGUCACCACCAACGUUGUGCUCAACAAGGCUGCAGGCAACUGGGGUCCAAAUGCCACUUUCCGCUUCCCAGCACACGGUGGUACUGGCAACAUCUGGAUCAGCCUUGCAAACACCCUUCCCAAGGAGAGGACUCGUUUCGGCAAGCACGGUGAGGUCCAGCUCGUCGAUGCGGAGAACAACCGUGUGCUGCUAGGGGACGGCACCACUGUCAACUACCAGAAGCUCAUCUCGACCAUGUCUGUCGACUACCUUGUCGAAGCCAUGAAGGAUGAGGAGCUCACCAAGCUCAGCAAGGGUCUUUUCUACAGCACAACCCACGUCAUCGGUGUUGGUCUUCGUGGUGCCCGUCCAGAGCGCAUCGGCGACAAGUGCUGGCUUUACUUCCCAGAGGACAACUGCCCAUUCUACCGGGCAACCAUCUUCUCCAACUACUCGCCAAACAACCAGCCACAGGCAUCGAGGAAGCUUGCGACUCAGCAACUUGCCGACGGCAGCAAGCCAUCCGACAGCUCCGAAAAGGAGGGUCCAUACUGGUCCAUCAUGUUGGAGGUUUCCGAGUCCAGCAUGAAGCCAGUCGACCAGGAGAACCUGCUCAAGGACUGCAUCCAGGGCCUUGUCAACACCGAGAUGAUCAAGCCAGAUGACGAAAUCGUCUCGACCUACCACCGCCGCUUCGACCACGGUUACCCCACACCAUCGCUCGAGCGUGAGGGCGUGCUUAAGCAGCUUCUGCCUAAGCUCCAGGACCAAGGCAUCUGGUCGCGUGGUCGUUUCGGUAGCUGGAGAUACGAAGUUGGCAACCAGGACCACAGCUUCAUGCUGGGUGUGGAGGCUACUGACAACAUCGUAAACGGCGCCGUGGAGCUCACGCUCAACUACCCUGACUUCGUCAACAGCCGAGCCAACGCCGAGCGCAGACUGGUUGACGGUGCACAGAUGUUCAGCAAGAAUAAGUUGAACAACAACGCCAACGGCAGUGCGAACGGUAUCCCCAUCCGACCAGCACCAGCGCAGAACCCAUAG
Fulvia fulva is the source of this 1626-nucleotide messenger RNA. RefSeq lists its product as uncharacterized. The transcript is spliced from 5 exons. The record is from RefSeq and is a predicted model, not a curated record. Gene Ontology annotation, molecular function: oxidoreductase activity. NCBI's taxonomy places the organism in Eukaryota, Fungi, Ascomycota, Dothideomycetes, Mycosphaerellales, Mycosphaerellaceae. The coding region runs from base 1 to 1626 and encodes 541 amino acids.